UCCUGGGCGGGCUGCAGCCCUAGUCACUUCUUGUUCCGGAUUAGCCGGGACUGGAAGUGGUACUACCUCAUCUCAGUUAUCGGAUUCGGGGCACUUUGGAGAGGCGACUUGAUCCUCGUGGACACUAGGUGGUGUCCCUUAGAUGCCUUCUACUCCGAGCUUCUGUUUUCCUAGUGGGAAGUAAUUUGUUGUCAUCAGAGCUGGACGUUUUCUGCCCUUUCUUCACCAUCCUACACCUUUUUUAUCCGCACCUUUCGAAGGGAACUCGCCGUUUUCCGCUGUGUGUGUUUGUCUAGGAGAUUGUAAACUUCUUGAGGGCAGGAUCUGUGCCUUUUUAAAUCUGAUUUUCUAGCUAGCGAGCCUCACCCGAGAAGGACAGGUUUGCAAAGUAUCUGUUAAAUACCUGAAUGAACGAAUGAACGAACGAAUGAUUUUGUAUCAUAAACGUUGCUGAAGAGUUAAGCAGUGGAAAAGUUCUAGUAGGGUUUUUCUGUCAAAGAAGUAGCUCUAAGGAAACUUUGAAAGUUACCAGUGUAGAGAACACCAUUGCAAGUAGCUGCGAUGCCUGGAGAAACAGGAAAAACAGAUAUGGAGAGGAUUGGCCUCUUUAGUGAGAUGGAAUAUAUUACUGUUGGUGAUAAAUAUGUGUCACCAUUUAAUCGGCCCUUUAAUGAGGCUGCAAGCAAAAAGAGACAGAUGCUACCUGGGGGAUCCAAGGAAAUGUCAGAUCUCCAGGCAGGUUAUUUCGAUCCCCAUUUUGUAAGGAUUUUUGAAGGCGAAGGCUACAUAAAUGUGAAUCAACUGAAGAGGCAGCAUAUGAUGGGAGAAGCCAAAAAAAAUCUAGGCAAAGCCUUUCUCCCCAGUAGUGGAGAUAAAAAGCCAUGUGGAUUAGGAAGCUACUAUGGAACAAUAGGUGGUCCAAUUCCAUUCUUCAGCGCGCAGUCAAAACCUAGGGACAAGUACCAGCCACCUGGAAAGAAUUUAUAUACAAACCCAGGAAAGAAAGGAACUGGAUAUGGCUAUGCAAAUAUUACCAUUGGUAAACAAUUUUCACACUCAGCUGAUUUCUAUGAUGCAGCAAAAGUAAAUUACAAGAAAGAGACUGCAGAACAUCAUCGUUUAGUUAAAGGGUCACCUUUCAAGUUAAAUCUUUACCCAAGGGAAUACUUUGAUGUGAAUCCUUAUUUUUCUGAGAAACCAUUACCACCAAUUAAAAAAGAAGAGAAGAAAGAAGGAGUUCCAAGCCCUUUUAAGCCCUCUUCUCCUGGUAAAAAGGCCGGUGGAAUGAAGGCAGGGACAUUUGACCCUUACCCAUCACAUUCUGCUGACCCUUAUGUGGCUAAAUUGACAAAGAUUUCUGGCAAAGAUGGUAAGAUUUUCCAUCCUCCAAGUGGACCAAAAAGCAGACCAAUUCAAAGUAUAAUGACUUUGAAUGUCAAAAGGGCACUAAAUAUGAAGAACUACAAGACCGCUUCUGUACAGUCCUAUUAGCAAGUGGGAGUCAAUGAGCUAAUUAGAUCCUGACUACCAGCGAUUGUCAGGAGCUAAUUAGUUGAAAAAAUAUAAGAUGUUGUGAGGCUGAUAGCUAAAGCAUUUAAAAGGAAUAUACAAACUUGUAACUCAAAUCUCUGCCUUAUUUUAAUGCUACUACUUAAUAAAUACUAUUCAUUACUAAUAA
Molecule: messenger RNA, 1678 nt
Organism: Nycticebus coucang (slow loris)
Lineage: Eukaryota; Metazoa; Chordata; Mammalia; Primates; Lorisidae
Gene: CFAP96
Product: chromosome 1 C4orf47 homolog
Exons: 8
Coding region: 562-1491 (309 amino acids)
Cellular component (GO): centrosome
Source: RefSeq, a predicted model, not a curated record